UCGGCACGAGCGCGCGACAGUCAGCCGCGUUCGGAUAUCGAGGAUGCGUCGUCGCGGCUUCGAAUCGCGCCUGACGCUGAGACCGAGCCUUGAGCUUAACGCGCAGUGGUGAGAGCCCUUAGAGACGGCCUUUGAUCGAGUAGUACGACAGUAUAGAAGAACGUUGAACGUUGCAAGUCAGCCGUUCGACGGUGCGGUUCGUCGCGUCGGGAGGAUUAUCGUAGCUCGCUUAUUUUAUUCGCUAUUCUUGCAGCUGUUCAGUUUUCUCGGUAAUUGUGAAGUGAAGUGUCGCGGUUUCCGUGCUUUCGAAAGCCGAGAAACGAAAACGAUACCGAAACCGCCCGAUUCGGCUCCAUCGGCGUCCGCUGACAUAUGCUUCGAGGGGUGAAUGUGACGGUACUGCCUGCACUGCUCGUCGGUCAUCGUAAAAGCCGUCAUAACGGAGUCUCUACAAGGAAUAUCGUCCCUCCUCCACUUCUUCUUCAUCCACCCCGGGUGGGACAUCGUGAAGACGUCCCGCGGGCACCGGCCGCAGCCCACCGCCCCCCCGGCGUCGAGGAAGGCGACGUUGCUCCGGUUUUCCGCCCCCGCGGAGGCGGCCCCUUCCUCGCCCCCGUCGUCGGCGUCCCAAACGUCGUCGGCGAGGCGAUCGCAGCAAAAACGGCGGUGCUCGGCCCCCGGAAAUUCCGCUGCCGUUGCCGCCCGGCGUCACGGGGAAAAUACACACCAGCAGGACCGGAAACCGGAUGGGUGGCGGCCGCCGCGAUGUGACAUGGAUGUCCUAGGCUUUGCCUGCGCCCUCGCCGCCGCAGCCCUUUACCGCAACACCCUCGAUGCCGGAUUCGUAUACGACGAUCGGAGGGCUAUCCUGACGAAUCCUGACCUCCUUCCGGGCACACCCUGGUCUCAACUCCUCGAGGAUGACUUCUGGGGUACUCCGUUGAAGGAAAGAGGUUCUCACGGUAGCUACCGACCCUUUUGCGUCGCCACCUUUCGCCUAAAUUACUUGGCCGGCGGUCUGGAUCCCUGGGGUUAUCACCUGGUCAACGUCGCACUUCACGCCGCAUGCGCUGGUCUCGUUGUCAGGGCUGCCAGAAAGGUUCUUCCUGGGCAAAGUUUAGCGCACGCGAUGGCCGGCCUUCUUUUCGCGGUGCAUCCGGUUCACAGCGAAGCCGUGGCUGGAAUAGUUGGCCGCGCCGAUCUCCUGGCUUGUCUUUUUACCCUGGUGGCCUUCCUCGCCUACGCGGCGCAUCGCGACGACGCCCGGAAGCCGGCGCCCCUUUUCCUGACUCUGAUCGCCUCCGCCUUGGCGACCCUUGCCAAAGAGACCGGUAUCGCCUCCCUGGCUCUCUGUCUGCUCUGGGAAUUUUGUCGAGGCGAGCCACGGCGAAAGGGAACCAGAUGGACCCGCCGUCGGAGCGUCGGCCUCGUCACCGGGACCCUGGUCCUCCUCCUGAUCGUUCGGCUUCGCGUCGGAGGUUCGCCGCCGGAAUUCGCGACGGCUGACAACCCCGCGGCCAGGCACCCUUCGCGCUUCGCCAGAGGGCUGACCUUCCUCUAUUUGCCGGCGGUGAACGCCAGGAUGCUUCUCUGCCCCAGCACCCUCAGCUUCGACUGGUCGAUGGACGCCGUUCCCAGGAUAACGACGCUCAAGGACCCGAGGAACCUGGAGUCGGCGGCGCUUUACGCCGCGCUUGCGGGCGCCGGUUUCUGGGCGGCGAAGGGACUCCGGAAAGCCUCGUGUUCGAGCUGCGUGAAGCGGUUCCUCGGACACACGGAUCGCUGCCGAGCGGCGAACAACAACAACGCGCCGAUAAGCAACUGCUACUGCCCGAAGAAGUCUGGCCUUGCCUUGCAGAUUCCCGCGGCCGUUGCUGUAUCCCUAGGAUUUCUUGGGCUUCCCUUUUUACCGGCUAGCAACCUCUUCUUCUACGUUGGUUUCGUUAUCGCCGAGAGAGUUUUGUACCUACCCAGUGUCGGGUUAUGCCUUUUGUUCGGCGCCGGUCUUUGUAAAUUUUACCGUCACGCCCGACGGACAUCCAGGUCCUACGGACGGAUCGUUCUCGCCGUUGCCACCCUGCUUCUCACCCUCAUGGCGGCAAAAACCUUGAGGAGGAAUCUGGACUGGUACGACGAGGAGAGCCUCUACAGGUCCGCGCUGCACGUCAAUCCCCCGAAAGCCUACGGGAAUUUGGGAAGCGUGCUGAGUGCCCAGGGGCGAAUCACCGAGGCCGAGGAGGCCUUUACCCAGGCUCUUCGGUAUCGACCAAACAUGGCUGAUGUCCACUACAACCUGGGAAUCCUUCAGCAGGGAAGGAAAAACUACGAAGAAGCCAUUCUCAGCUAUCAGCGGGCAAUCCACUUCAGGCCGUCGUUGGCACAAGCGUACGUGAACCUCGGAGCAGCCUUGAUCUCCGCUGGCAGAGGUACGGAGGCUGCGGCGAUCCUGAGGACGGGAGCUUCCCUGGAUGGUUCAGGGCUGAAGGACCGAAGAGCGCACGAGGCGGCGCGGGUUCAAGCCCUGCUUCAGCUGGGGGCCCUCUACGGGGACCAGGGCCGUCUUCAAAGGGCGCUGGCCGCCUACCGAGAGGCGCUGCACGCUCUGCCGGAACACUAUCCGCCCCAGAGUGUUUACAACCUGUUAGGAGAGACGCUGUCCAGGCUGCAGCAGUACGCCGAAGCUGAGAGAUGGUUCCAGGCGAGUCUGGCCAGCCAGCCGGACCACGUGCCUGCUCAUAUCACUUACGGGAAACUUCUAGCUCGCAAUUCUAGUCGCGUCUUGGAAGCUGAAAGAUGGUUUCUGAGAGCACAACGUCUAGCUCCUCAAGACUCCAGUGUACACCAUCACUACGGCGUGUUUCUAACUUCCCAAGGCCGCCUGGCAGAGGCAGCCGAGCAGCACGUGAAAGCGGCGGAGCUUUCAACGAAGGAUUACGAGCUUGCGGUGGCCGCGGCCUCGGCGCUGCGUCAAUCGGACCGUCGUGCGGAGGCUGAGACUUGGUACAGGCACGCGGCGAUCCUGCGUCCCCAGGAAGCAAGGAGCCACACCAAUCUCGGGGCGAUAUUGCAUCUCAACGGAAAAUACAAACAGGCUGCCGCGGCCUACGGAGAGGCACUAAGGCUGCAACCAGGCGACGCAACGACAUUGACCAAUCUACAUAAACUGGCCGCUCUGUUGGCGUGACCAGUAAUCAUUGAAUACAAAUGCAAAUACAAAUCCCUAACUAUGUACUAUAUCCCCUCACGUCAUUUAAUCCCUAUUUCUCCCAGUAAUUAUUUAUCUAUAAGUAUCAAUGAUCGUUGUACUAAUAAAUGUACACUAAACUGUACGCCUGCUAUGAUGAUAUAUAAAGAAUAAAGCUUCAUUUAUUUUUGUCUAA
Messenger RNA from Neodiprion fabricii, 3380 nucleotides. It is a transcript of the gene Tmtc2, whose product is annotated as protein O-mannosyl-transferase TMTC2. Gene Ontology annotation, cellular component: endoplasmic reticulum membrane. Lineage: Eukaryota; Metazoa; Arthropoda; Insecta; Hymenoptera; Diprionidae. The coding region runs from base 773 to 3184 and encodes 803 amino acids. The record is from RefSeq and is a predicted model, not a curated record. The transcript has 10 exons. Gene Ontology annotation, biological process: protein O-linked glycosylation via mannose. Gene Ontology annotation, molecular function: protein binding; mannosyltransferase activity.